Messenger RNA from Caenorhabditis auriculariae, 4395 nucleotides. The record is from the annotation of a GenBank genome assembly. NCBI's taxonomy places the organism in Eukaryota, Metazoa, Nematoda, Chromadorea, Rhabditida, Rhabditidae.
AUGUUCCGGCACGAGUCGGCUGACACGUGGCGUCGACGUCCACUGGAGCGUCGUACAACGGACGCCAGACGGGGCUCGGUCGUCGAUUGGAUCAACGGACUUACGGAUAACAAUCCGAAACCCCAAGGAUCCGCCGCGACGAACGCUUGGACCACUAGGUGGGCUAUGAUAAAAUUCGUUUUUUCUGGAAAGUUGACAUAUCCGAACAGAUGGGGGUUGGAGAAGCUCGAGGAGACCUGAUAAGGAGAUUUUAUUUUAAGUUUCGGUUAAGACUUUUUCUGAAAGUUUGCUGGUCUAGUUUUUAACAAAUUUCCUGUAGAUGUGAAGUUUCAAAUUUGAAAAAUUGGUGUUGAAUACAAACCCUGCCAAUAACAUUUUUCCAUUUCAAACGUUAAAAUCUCAGAAAGCAGAUCAUUGGCCAUCUAGCGACUAUAAGGUACUUCUGUUUAGUCCUGCAAAGAGUAGUAGGACGAAUUUUCAGAAAACUUGGAGCUUCAGAGCAGAAUGACCUCAUUUGUGAGUAAAAACGAUUUUCAUUGAGUUCGUUGGUUUGAAAAAAGUUGAACUAGACCUUCGGAUCUUAAAAAGCUUUUUGGAACUCUAUAAAUGUUAUAUCGACUUUGUCGGGUUAUUUGAACAGUUUUAUGAGAUCCUACGCAUUUCAAAAAGUUUAUGGAGGUUUUGGCACGCUUUUGAGAAUGCUUAAAUUUUUAUAUUGACUUUUUAGGGUAAUUUGAAAAUUUUUAUGAGAUCCUGCGCAUUUUUAUAAGGUUUUUGGUUCUUUCAGCAAGCUUUUGGAAACGCGUUGAAUUUUAUAUCGUAUUUAUUAGAAAAAUUCAAAAAGUUACGAGAUUUUGUGCUCUUUUAAAAAGAUUUUGGUGGUUUUGGCAAGCUUUUGAGAGCUUUGUAAAUUUUAUAUCGAGUUUUUUGGAUAAUUUAGAAAAUUAUGAGAUCUUAAGUAUCUCUGAAAGGUUCUUGGAGAUUUUGGUAACCUUGGAGAACACUAUGAAGUAGUUGGAAUCGAAAAUCAUGUAUUCAGAAGCGAAGACGAAAGGGAGACCCGGAAUGGAAGCGUGGCGGCGGUUGAAGACGUCGCGCCGGAUGAGACCACCCAACAUAAAGACCAACUGAUUUGCAACCUGAAGAGAGAGGUUGGAAAAAGCUACUUUCCGUAUUUAUUUCACUUAGGUACAUAGAAAUUUAUAUUUCCUUUGGAUUCACUGAGAAACCUUUUCACAGAGGUAUCAUUGCGAAAAAUGAAAGAGAAGUAAUUGGAAGCGAUCCUUUAAGGGGCCACUUCAAACGCAAAAACCGUGAGUAGUCAUUUCGAAAUCCUCCUGAGGUCCUGAGGAAAUUUUCCUAGGAAAUUUCCGUCCAAAAAUCACUUGAGGGAUCACUUGGACGAUAAAGUCUUCGAACGGUUUCUAAAAAAAUCAGAGAUGAAUUAUUUCUUUUUUUGAAAGAGGUUGAGAAUUUUUUACAAUGGGAAAGAUUCGAAGAAGCUGAAGUGACCACUUAAGUAAAUUCUAGGAGUUUGAGUCUUGAAAUUUUUCAUUAUUUUUUUAGUGAGAAGCUUAAUUUUGAGAAGCUGAAGUGAUCAUUAGAGAAAUCCUCCGGAGGUCCUGAGGAAAUUUUCCUAGGAAAGUUCCGUCCAAAAAUCACUUGAGGGAUCACUUGGACCAUAGAGCCUUCAAAUGGUUUCUAAAGAACCACGGAUGAAUUCUUUCUUCUUUGAAAAGGUUCAUGAAGUUUUUCUCGUCAGUGGGAAGAAUUUGGAGAAGAUGAAGUGGCCACUUAAGUUAAUUCUAGAAGUUUGAGCCUUAAAAUUUUCAUUAUUUUUUUUGAGAAGCCUAAUUUUGAGAAGCUGAAGUGACCACUUAAGAAGAAGAUAGGUCUUUGAGCCUUUGAAUUCUCAUUAAAUUUAGUUGAAAGCCUGAAAUUUCGAAAUCUCCUGACUCCCUGAUGAAGUUUGUCUAUUCUAAAGUCGAUGAUCCGUCCAAAAAAUCACUUGAGGGGUCACUUGAAACAUAAAACAAGAAAAUAAUAAUAUAGGAAUACAAAAAAAUAUGAGAAGCCCCUUCAGGCGCAGAUUUUCUGUGCUUUUCACUUACCUCUCAAAAAUCAAAUUUGUAUUUUUGUGAUUUUUAUUGAACAUGUAUGGUCAUUUUCCUAUCGGGAUUUUUAAGCUUCAUUUUUUUUUUGACACUAUCACUUCAAUUUUACAUAUUGACAGGUAAAAGUGAUAAUGGAAGAAGCCGUGACUCGUCGAAACCUCGACCUCAACUCACCCUACGUCACUUCGCUCUGCGGUUCGUCUUUCCUAAUAGCCGGCUUCUCCAUUUUUUCCUUCUCUCUUCUUUUUUUUUCUUCUUCAUAAUUUGCCCCGACGCGGAACUUAACGCUCCGGAUUAUGUAAUUAUGGAGGAAUGGAGUGGAAAAAAAAAGAAAAGAAAGAAAAAAGGGAUCAUUCAGGGCAUUUGCCUUGGAAAGGUCGAGGUUUUGGGGGACAAUGAGAGAAGGUUUUUUUAGGUUGGGAGAUUGAUAUUUUAUAGGAAUUUGAACAAUUUUUUUCUGGAAGAAAAAGGUUACAAAAAUUGACUAGUUUAGGGCUUUUUUGUUAGGAUACUGUGCUCUAUUGAUAUUUUCUGAUGUUUUCGAAAUUCAAACGUUUUUUCCCUGGAAAAAAAAUUGACUAAAAAAGCUUGAGGCCGUUUUGAUUUUGGAGAUAGUGUUCUAUUGAUAAAUUUGAUAAUGAUUUAUUGGAGUUGAAAAAACGAAAAAUAAUAAAUCCUUAUAGCUUGAUGCUAUUUUAGAGGAGUAAGCUGCGUUCAAGUGAUAAAAUUGGUGUAUUUUCUCAUUUUAUAUCUAACUUACGAACGAUUUUCAAAAGUUAGACAAAGUGUUUUUUCGAAUUAACUAUAUUGUACUAGUAGAAAAUUUUGAAAUUAGUUUGCUCUUAAUUUCUUUAUUUGAUGACUUUUUAUAGCUCUUUUACUGUAGACUUUUUUUCGGUCAGACUAUUUUUUCAUAUGAAUCAUCUCAAGAGGCUGUUAUUAGGAUUGUAAAUGCGCUCCCAAGACAAUUUAACUUUUAAGUAUGAGUCAUAUAUUUUCGGUUGAAAAAUACCUUGAUAUAUUAGAAACCGCUUGAGGGAACAUUUUUGAAAGUAUCAAGAAUUUUUGAGCUUUUUUUGUGUUUUUCCCAACUGGAUCUUUGUGUUCAGUGUAUUAGCCGACGCUCGAACGGCUUCUAGGUGGCCUCGAGACCGGAAAUUGUCGUUUCCUGACUGUUCAACGAGUAAAAAAAAGAAGAACAAGACUAGAAAGGAGCAAAAUGCUGUUAGAAUUGUGAAGAUGUAGAUUUUGAAGAUUUUGAAGAGAAGACUGAAUGAAAAGGGAGCUCCCUUUGGCAGGAAGUUGUUCUUUCAAAAGUCGAAAAUUGCUUUAAGGGUGUCUUUCCUGAAGAGAAAACUGACAGGUGCGAAAAUUGAAAGGGUAAAUUUUGUGACUUGGAAUAAGCAGAAAAAAAAUCUCCGCGCAACCCAAAGAAUGAUUUUUAAAAAGUGGAUAUCUUUCUGAUCUUAUCGCAGACCAGUUUGAAAAAUCUUUUUAGUGGCCACUAUAGAGGCUCGCCAAGGAUUACUUGGAGAAGACACUAAAGUGGCCACUAUAUUCCGUUUUAGUAGCCACUAUAGAGAUUCUAUAUUUACUAGCCACUUCAGUAGUUAUUAUCCAGUAUUCCUUCCAGUAACUCUGAUAAUUUUAAAAAAGCAGAUUGGAUCAGUUACGCUGAUUUAUUGCCCCCCUGAAGUGGCCACUAUAAUUUUUAGUGGUCUAGUAGUAGCACUUAGACCUUUAUAGUGGGCAUUAAUUUUUAACCCCUUAGGUCGCCGCUAAUUUGACUACUAUAGUGGCCACUGAAGCGUUUUUUUUAAUUUUUCAAAAUUUUCCCAGUCCGCCUGCGGUCCCAAAGGUUAAUCAGUCUCGAUUUUAGCGGCGGUGGACGCCUGUCUGAUGGACGGCCUUCGUAGAAGACUCCUCGGCCUUUUCGGAUGUCGAUCCUCCCUGGCUCUUCUGCAUUCUCUCGCCAAACAGAAUGCCACCGCCGAGAACGUCCUCAGCAAGACGUUGACCAAUAAUCAGUGGGUUUUUUUUGGAUAAACUCUAACGAAAACUUUUCUUUCGUUAAAGUAAGAUAUUAGGUAAAUAAGUGAGAUUGAAACCACAGUCUACAACCAUUGAAUAAGAUCUUUCGUUGUUUAUUUUUAAUUUCUUACUGAAACGUAUCCAUUCCAGGAAACACGGCCUGGCCCCCCAUUUGGUCUGGAUCCGAGAAGCGCUCCACAUGAGGGCUCUGUCCACGAUUAUUCAUCAUAUUAACACGGCUAAAAAGUAA